Molecule: messenger RNA, 3384 nt
Organism: Girardinichthys multiradiatus
Lineage: Eukaryota; Metazoa; Chordata; Actinopteri; Cyprinodontiformes; Goodeidae
Product: ADP-ribosylation factor-binding protein GGA1-like
Exons: 17
Coding region: 334-2091 (585 amino acids)
Biological process (GO): vesicle-mediated transport; intracellular protein transport
Cellular component (GO): trans-Golgi network
Molecular function (GO): phosphatidylinositol binding; small GTPase binding; ubiquitin binding
Source: RefSeq, a predicted model, not a curated record
UGGCCAACAGGUGACAAUGCUCCACUCCCUACACAGCGUCAUCAAAAAGGAGGAGCUUCUAUCUGCUGCUUGGAGCGAGUCACUGUGCUUUAUUUAUGGAAAGCCGAACAACACCGCCGGCUUCGAUGUCCCUGGGUUCACCAGAAACAGAACCAGUUUCGAGAGUACCACCACCUACCUACCUUCGAUAAGGCCACCAAUCCUGUGAAUAAGGAAACAGACUGGGACAAUAUCAAGGGAUUUUGUGAUAAACUCGACACCGAACCAGAUGGGCCUCAGCUUGCAACCAGACUUCUGGCCCACAAAAUCCAGUCUCCUCAGGAGUGGGAGGCAAUGCAAGCGCUACUGGUGCUUGAGACAUGUAUGAAGAACUGUGGAAACAGAUUUCAUGGUGAAGUGGGAAAGUUUCGCUUUCUUAAUGAGCUCAUCAAGGUGGUCUCACCUAAGUAUUUAGGUUCCCGGGCUCCAGAGCCAGUGAAGACAAAGGUUUUAGAGAUGAUUUAUAGCUGGACCGUGUGGCACCCCGACGAGCCGAAGAUAGCUGAAGCUUAUCAAAUGCUGAAAAAACAGGGCAUUGUAAAGCAAGAUCCUGUGCUUCCUGGUGACAAGCCACUCCCACCGCCUCCCCCCAGAGCCAAAAUUGCCAUCUUUGAGGACGAGGAGAAAUCCAAGAUGCUGUCUCGCUUGUUGAAGAGCACCCACCCUGAUGAUUUAAGGGCAGCAAACAAGCUCAUUAAGGAAAUGGUUCAAGAAGAUCAAAAGCGAGUGGAGAAAGUUUCCAAGCGAGUGAACGCCAUCCAGGAGGUGAAGGAGAGCGUAAGCCUGCUGAGCCAGCUGCUGGAGGGCUACAGCAAGGAGAGCUGCUCCCACAGCAACCAGGAGCUUAUUAAAGAUCUUUACCAGCGCUGUGAAAAGAUGAGGCCGACGUUGUUCCGAUUAGCAAGCGAUACAGAAGACAAUGAUGAAGCUCUAGCGGAUAUCUUGGAGGCUAACGACAGCCUGACGCAGGUCAUCAAUCUGUAUAGGCAGCUGAUCAAGGGUGAGGAGAUGUCAAAAGAUGGAGCAGCUCCGCCCUCACAACAAGACUCAAAAUCAGGCGGCAGCAGUUCAGCACUAUUAGACCUGGCGGGCCUCAAUGUUUCAGAAAAGACAGAACCUUUCAACCCUCUGGCUGCACCUCAGAACCUGGGCUUGAGCCUCCUGGAUGAUGAACUCAUGUCUCUGGGAUUGAAUGUAUCAGAAAACUGUGACUCUAACAUCAUCUCUCAGUGCUUAAAUAUUGCUGAGGCUUCGGCUCCAGCUGUAGAGUUGCAUCCAGAUGUGGUCCAGACAUUACAGGCUCCACCAGCAGGGGGCACCACUGCUACACCAAAAGCAAUGGAAGAGCUGGAUUUGCUGGGAAAAACAUUGUUACAGCAGUCUUUACCUCCAGAAAGCCAGCAGGUGAAAUGGGAUAAGCUCCAGCCUCACUCUAAGGUCCCUUUGAGAGAUCUCCAAGCAAAGUCUGAGGUGAGGUGUAGGCCUGCUCCUGCUCCUGCAUCCGGGCCGACGUCCAGCCUCCUUGUCCGAUCAGAGCAGGCCGAUGGCGUCCUCGUCUCUAGUCUUGGCAUUGCAGACAAAAGCUCAUCAUCAGCUGCUGACCCGUGCGACAGCAUCUCAUUAGCAGACGUUACUGUGCCUCUGGAGUUGAUCAAACCUAGCAGCGUGUUACCAGUGACUGUAUUCGACAAACACAGCCUCCGGGUUUUGUUCACAUUUGCGCGCGACUGUCCUCCAUCGAGGCCGGACGUGUUGGUGGUGAUCAUCUCCAUGUUGUCCUCGGCGCCCAUUCCUGUCACCAACAUCCGUUUCCAGGCAGCUGUUCCCAGAGUGAUGAAAGUAAAGCUGCAGCCUCCCUCCUGUACAGAUCUGCCAGCCUUCAACCCCAUCCUCCCUCCAGCCGCUGUCACACAGACUCUGCUGUUGGCCAACCCUCACAAGGAAAAAGUGCGUCUGCGCUACAAACUAACUUUCAACUUGGGGGACAAAUCUCAUGAUGAAUCCGGUGACGUGUACGAGUUCCCACCUCCAGACACUUGGGGCAACCUUUAGAGAGAGAGAAAGGACAGGCUUCCUGUCGUCAUAUCUGCACCAUCCUUUAUGUUUAGGUCGACGUUUUCCUUCGGAGGGGAAAAAAGACCAGAUUACAAUGAAAUGGCUUCAGUCUGCUUUGCAAAAACUGAUGUGAGAGCAGUUGUUGAAACCAGUUGACCUUGUGCCUUCUUCUCCUCAUUUGAUCCCAUCAGUGUUUCUAAAUGGAGUCGCUACGUCCUCUUCCUCAGAUAAUUAGUCCGAUGUGUCGAUUUGCAGAACCUCUUCUGAAUGUUAAUGGGUUUCAUCUACGUACCAUGAAGUAAUUCCCAUGUUAUGUGAUUUAUGUUGUUGCUAUCAAACAUAUAGGCAUACUUUUCUUCCACAAAUCAGUGUGAUCCAUUCUUAUACAACAUGCUGCACAAUCAGCUGCAUAUUAAACAGUUUGCAAGUCUAACCACAAAUAUUACAAGUGAUACUUUUGGACUUUUUAUUGUUAAAUAUGCGGUUGGUGGAAUUAGAAUUGGUUUCUUCCUAACUAAUCAAAAAUAAAGUUAUAGUUGAUUCUCCAGCACUUUGAGAAACUAAACAUGAGCAUUAACUCCCACGUUUAAAAUCACUGCAAAGGUUUUCUGUUUGAGUCUUAAUCUCUUCAGAGUAGAAGGAACGGAUGUAACCAAAGCAUGCAGGGUGCACAUGAUGAGCUGAUUUUAUUGUGAUUGGACGAUCUGAUGUCUUUGUGCAGCGAAAAUGGUUUUUUUUUUUUUACCGCAGCUAAUGUUGCUAAAACUGAUCCAGACAAAAAUCAUCCUUUAUCUUUUAUUUACUCAUUUUUCCUGUUGUGAUUGAAAGGCGCUCAGUCUGCAUCUCCUAAAAAAGCAACAACAAAAAAACCAGAUCUCUUUAUUUCUGCACUUUUUUUUUCUGUUUUUAGUUUUACUCAGGAUUAUUUUCCUUUUUCCUUAUUUAAACUUGUAUGCACUUGUGUUCAUAUUUUGCACAUGGACUCAUUCUUGUUCAUCCAUCUUGUUUUUCUACUACUGAUUAACCCAAAGAAAAACUCAUACAAUACUAUGUUCGUGUCAUCCUGAGUUUAAUUCUGCCACAUGUGCCUGAGAUUAAGUUUUUUCUUUUUGUUCUGCACAUGUCUAAAUUUAGUGUUUUUCAUGUUUGUCUUUACCAGAAAUGACUUUGUAAAGCAUAAGAAGUAUAAUGUGUUAAAUGAUCUUUUUAGAUGUUGUGUGGUUUGGGAGCAGAAAUCUGUAAAUGCAUCUGGGGUUCAGAAAGACCCACAAUAAAAACGAAUGAAGAAAA